Molecule: messenger RNA, 10460 nt
Organism: Gavialis gangeticus (Gharial)
Lineage: Eukaryota; Metazoa; Chordata; Crocodylia; Gavialidae
Gene: TULP4
Product: tubby like protein 4
Exons: 14
Coding region: 2043-6779 (1578 amino acids)
Molecular function (GO): protein binding
Source: RefSeq, a predicted model, not a curated record
UUGGACAGAUCUGGAGAAACCAGGCUUUGAAUGACAGACAUCGUAUAAGACAGCUGUUGCCAAACAGAAAAUGCAGAUGCCGCUUCAAGUACCAAGUUGAGCGAGUGUGUGCACGUGUACCAGAUGUAUGUAUAUUUGCAUGAGUUUCCACAGCCCGGUGGACUUAUUCUUUCAUACAAAAAGUUUUGCAAUUGCUGAAAAUUAAAUUAAGAAUCAGAUGGAGCAACUUGACAGCACAGGGAUCACAAGUCUAUGGAAAGACACCUGCCACUAAUGGUCAGCUUGCUACAUGGUCUACACAGGUGAAGAACGUUUGCAAGAAGAAGAAAAAAUACAUUGUGCACAGAACAAGCCUAAUACAUACCUCUGGAAUCUAAAGAAGUAAUUGAGAGGAGAACAGAAGAAGACAGAUAGAAAAAGAAACUGACUUUUGUAUUGCAAAUGGAAUAAUGUACUGUCUGGCACAUUUUUUGCAUUGGACUCAGUAAACUAUAAUUGGGUUUAAUGUACUGGAUUAAUAAAUAGUGACCAUUUUAUUGUGUAGUGAUGACUGGAAGAAAGCAAGUUCAGGAACUGUGGUACAAGUCUGGGCAUUGAAAUGCAAACUUUGUUUUCUGUAUGGAGUUAACUGGGUCCUCAAACUUGCUUAUUCUUUUGCCCCUUCCUUUUUAUCUUACUGCUUAGUAUGGUAUAAGUAUUAAUCAAUCAAGCUUGCAAACAUUAUUCAAAUAAAAUAAUUGGAACACUUUAUUACGUUCCUUUCUUGUACAGCUGCAAAUGUAGGGUUUGGAACUAUGAAUCUGUGCUCUAGGCAAGAAUCAAGAAGGAAAGAGCAUAUCGAGCAAGUAAGGAAAUUAUCGAAGGAGACAGUAAAACCAAGAAGUCAGAUUUUCAGUGCUGCUUCUCUUUCUUUUUUAGUUGAUUUAUAUUUUGUCCUCCCUUGAAUCCUAGAAGAUUUGCAAAGAGUGCUUAUUUGAUGAGCUUUAAUUCUGACACCUGUUUUUACAGCAGGAUGGAAAAUCUAUGACGCUUCUUUUUUUGGUAGUAGGAAAAAGGGAAAAGUAAAGGAAAAAACAGCUUGCUGCAUAGUCCUGUUCCAGAGGAGAGAGAACUUCACGGUUCACCUGAGGCAAACUUCACUGCUUUAAAAGCUAAAAGCUUUCGAACAUUUUUGAAUCUGUUAAAUGAAAAGGGGUUUUCUUUUUCAUUCCUGUGUGGCAGUGAGAAGUGGGAAAGCAGGCAAGAUAGCAUGAUAAACAGUGCAGGCUGCACUUAGUCUCUGGCGGACAAAAGAGCUACAAUGAAAAUGGGACUGGCUUUGGAUUGCAAAAAUCAUUGAGUCCAACAAACAGUUCAGUAGCAAGAGGGAGUUUCCCAUUUGGCCUGGCAAGCUGGUGCCUGUACAAGUGUGGUGUCUGUUGUUUCGUAUGGUCUGUGUGCCUUUUUCCCUUUAUGCAAUCUCUUUCAGCUUUAGCAGCAGAAAUACAUCAGGUGGGGAGGAUAUGCCAGAGGGCAGCUUGGAGACGAGGAAUGUCGUAUCUAUACAUAUGUACGUAUGUGCGCAUGUUUAAAUUUCUGCGACUGAACUUUUGAAGAAAAUCUGACUGGAGGAAAUCUUAAAGCCUUAAGUUACUUGAAUCCUACACAUUUGCAACUCUUCGUCUCUGGAAUUGCAUUACACUAAACUGGAAUCUCAGGCUGUAUAAAGAUUAUAUCAAGUUGAGCAAAAAGACGACUUACCGUUUCUUGAACGCCUCUUAUGAAGUAGCUGUUUCUCCAAAGGAAAAGUGCACCCUCUCUCUAAUGACUCAAAGACAAAAUGAACCUGAAUUUUUUUUUAAGUGUUACUUUUUCUUAGCCAACUGCCAUCAUCUUUUAUAGAGGAAUUUUUCACUAUGCAUUUGGUGGAUAUUUAUAAACACUGACCCUCCUCUCUCCUGCAAUGGUCUAUCCCAGGUCAGUCUUAUAAAUAAAUUGAUUUAAAUUUUUGUGCACUAGACAUACUGCUUUCUUAUGUCAAAAAAUAAAAAACAAAAAAAACCAUGUAUGCAGCAGUGGAACAUGGGCCUGUUCUGUGCAGUGACUCCAACAUCCUGUGUCUCUCCUGGAAGGGUAGAGUUCCUAAAAGUGAGAAGGAGAAACCGGUGUGCAGAAGGCGGUAUUAUGAGGAGGGCUGGUUGGCCACAGGCAACGGCCGAGGAGUUGUAGGGGUGACGUUUACCUCCAGCCACUGUAGGAGAGACCGGAACACCCCUCAGAGGAUCAACUUCAAUUUAAGGGGCCACAACAGUGAGGUUGUGUUGGUGAGAUGGAAUGAGCCAUUCCAGAAACUGGCAACCUGUGAUGCAGAUGGAGGAAUAUUUGUUUGGAUUCAGUAUGAAGGCAGAUGGUCUGUGGAACUUGUAAAUGACCGGGGGGCACAGGUGAGCGACUUUACUUGGAGCCAUGAUGGGACUCAAGCACUAAUUUCCUAUAGAGAUGGAUUUGUGCUGGUUGGUUCAGUCAGUGGACAGAGACACUGGUCAUCAGAGAUAAAUUUGGAGAGUCAGAUCACCUGUGGUAUAUGGACUCCUGAUGAUCAGCAGGUCCUUUUUGGCACCGCCGAUGGUCAGGUUAUCGUCAUGGACUGCCAUGGCCGCAUGCUGGCACACGUCCUUCUGCACGAGUCAGAUGGGAUCCUCAGCAUGUCCUGGAACUACCCCAGCUUCCUGGUGGAAGACAGCAGUGAAAGCGAUACAGAUUCGGAUGACUACUCCCCACCGCAAGAUGGUCCGGCUGCAUAUCCCGUACCAGUGCAGAACACCAAGCCACUACUCACUGUCAGCUUCACGUCAGGAGACAUUAGUUUAAUGAACAACUAUGAUGACUUGUCGCCUACUAUCAUCCGCUCAGGGUUGAAAGAUGUGGUGGUGCAGUGGUGUACACAGGGAGACUUACUGGCUGUUGCGGGCAUGGAAAAGCACAGUCAGCUCACUGAACUUGGCAACGGUUCCAUGCUGAAGAAUGCGCUUGUCAAGUUCUACAACGUUCGUGGGGAACAUAUCUAUACGCUGGAGACACCCGUGCAGCGUCCCAUUAUCUCGAUUUGUUGGGGCCACAGGGACUCGCGCCUGCUCAUGGCUUCCGGCCCUGCACUGUACGUGGUUCGAGUAGAGCACAGGGUCUCCAGUUUGCAGCUUCUGUGCCAGCAGACCAUUGCAAGCUGCCUGCGAGAUGACAAAGAUAUCAGCAAACUGACCUUGCCUCCUCGGCUCUGUUCAUACCUCACCACUGCCUUCACACCAACAAUCAAGCCUCCAAUCCCAGACCCCAACAACAUGAGAGAUUUUGUCAGCUACCCAACAGCUGGCAAUGAGCGGCUGCACUGCACCAUGAAGCGGACAGAGGAUGAUCCUGAGGUCGGAGGUCCAUGCUAUACACUGUACUUGGAAUACCUAGGGGGAUUGGUGCCAAUCUUAAAAGGGCGCCGGAUCAGCAAACUGCGACCAGAAUUUGUCAUCAUGGAUCCUAAGAUGGACGGAAAAGCAGAUGAAAUCUAUGGAAACAGCUUGAUUUCCACUGUGAUUGACAGCUGCAACUGCUCAGACUCCAGCGAUAUUGAAUUGAGUGAUGACUGGGCUGCAAAGAAAUCUCCCAAAAUCAGUCGAGCUAGCAAGUCACCCAAACUCCCCAGAAUUAAUAUAGAAGCCCGCAAAUCUCCAAAAAUGUCACGAGCUGCUCAGGAGAUAUCAAGGUCUCCAAGAUUACCGAUAAGGAAACCUUCUAUUGGUUCACCAAGCCUAACUCGAAGAGAGUUUCCAUUGGAAGAUAUCACUCAGCACAACUACCUUGCUCAGGUUACAUCUAAUAUCUGGGGAACCAAAUUUAAAAUUGUGGGUUUGGCUGCUUUUCUACCAACUAACUUGGGUGCAGUUAUUUAUAAAACCAGCUUACUGCACCUCCAGCCCAGGCAGAUGACUAUUUAUCUCCCAGAAGUACGGAAAAUAUCUAUGGACUACAUUAACCUGCCUGUCUUCAAUCCCAAUGUGUUCAGUGAAGAUGAAGAUGAUUUACCAGUAACUGGAGCUUCUGGAGUCCCUGAGAACAACCCUCCCUGCACUGUGAAUAUCCCUAUUGCUCCUAUUCACAGCUCAGCCCAGGCAAUGUCACCAACUCAGAGCAUUGGGCUGGUCCAGUCCUUGUUGGCCAAUCAGAACGUGCAGUUGGAUGUCUUGACCAAUCAGACAACAGCCGUGGGGACCUCAGACCACACAAGUGAGAGCACAGUGCAGUACCCAGUCCCCAGCAGGUACUCCAACCCAGGACAGGUGAUUUUUGGAGGAGUGGAAAUGAGCCGCAUCAUCCAGGCACCACCUCCACUUCCCCUGCCAUCACAGGGUGCAAUACAGAUGGCUAUAAUGGACCACAGAGAAGGAGACAGAGAUCACGAACAUCUCCAGAAGGCAAAAACUUUACGGCCAGUUCAGCAGCUGGUGGAAGGAGAUGCUGUUGUCUUCAGCACCGCUCAAGAAAUACAGCUGAACAAGAUGAACCCACCCCCUCCAUACCCUGGGACCAUACCAGCAGCACCUACCACCGCACCCCCUCCCCCACCCAUUCCUCCUCCUCAGCCACCGGUGGAUCUCUGCCUGAAGAAGGGGGAUUUUUCCCUGUACCCGGCAGGACAUUAUCAGACCCCUCUUGGCUAUGAGCGAAUAACAACGUUUGAUAGCAGUGGAAAUGUCGAAGAGGUGUGCCGGCCUCGGACAAGGAUGCUGUGCGCGCAGAACACUUACACCUUGCCUGGUCCUGGCAGCUCUGCCACGCUGAGGAUUACAGCAGCAGAGAAGAAGAUGCAGCAGCCCCGCACCAGCGCGACUUUGAACAGGCUCACUGUUCCCCGCUACUCUGUCCCAACUGGGGACCCACCACCUUACCCGGAGAUUGCUGGCCAGCUCUCACAGGGCCGUAGCCUUACCCAGAGGCUGGACAGCAGUCUUAUCCAUGCUACUUUGCGGAGAAACAGCAGAGAGGCAGCUCUGAAAAUGGCCCAGUUGGUCGACAAUCAAAGAGCCACUUUGCAACUUCCCCCCAAGCCCAAGAACAAUGUUGUAACAGCACAGUACCAGCAGAGGGCACCAACAGCUUUAUAUACCUGUAGCCAGUGCAGCAAUGGCAGUGGCAGUAACAGCAGCCCCAACCCAAAUAGUGGUGGUGCUGGGAGCCUCAGCAGUGCCAAUACUAGCAACAUCACUAGUAGCAUUAACAGUAUGAGGCCUGACUUAAGUGCAGCAAGUGGCUCCCAGCACAGCUCUAUCAUUGCUCACUCCAUCAGCACUUCUCCCUUGACCUCCCAGUCCUCCUACAACUUGCUGAGCCCUCCUGACAGUUCUCGUGACCGGACAGAUUAUAUCAACUCUGCCUUCACAGAGGAUGAGACAUUGGCUCAGCACUGCCCUGUGGAAAAAUCGAUAAGGCACGUGCCCGUUGCCUUGACAGAGGCUGCCAUUGUUGUAAAGCGGCCACCCCCAUACCAGUGGGACCCCAUGGUGAGUGAGGACAUAUGGGUUCCUCAAGAAAGGACAGCUCAGAGUUCAGUGCCCAACCCUCUUAAGCCUGCUCCUCUAAUAAUUGGUCAGGCUCAGCAUCUGGACAUGUCUCGAGUGCCAUUCGUUUCCCCUAAGUCUCCAACCAGUCCCACUGCCACUUUCCAGACGAGUUAUGGAGUUGGAGUACCUUACCCAGGAAGCUACGGUGCCCCUCCUCUUCAGGGAAUGCAGCCCCCCUGCUCCCCCAAAGAAGCUCUGGCCCCAACGCAAUUUGCACAACAGGAGCCAGCCGUUGUGCUUCAGCCAGGUUAUCCAUCUAACCUCUCUUAUUGCCCCCUGCCACCCAUGUACCCAGGCGGUAGCACUUGCUCUAGUUUACAGCUUCCACCAGUAGCCUUGCACCCAUGGAAUUCCUACAGCGCAUGCCCACCUGUACCUAAUGCCCAAGGCACGUUGCCCCCUAAGCCACUCCUUGUGGUGGAGAAACCGGUUAUGUCUCCACCACCAGCAGAGCUUCAGGGUCAUGUGGGUACAGAAGUAAUGGUGGAGACAGCGGACACCUUCCAGGAGGUGCUCUCAUUGACAGAAAGCCCUGUCCCUCAAAGGACAGACAAGUUUGGGAAGAAGAACCGGAAACGCCUGGAUAGUCGAGCUGAGGAAGGAAAUGUGCAGGCUAUCACAGAGGGCAAGGUCAAAAAGGAGGCGAGGACACUGACCGACUUCAACUCUCUAAUAUCCAGCCCCAGGCUGGGCAGGGAGAAGAAGAAAGUCAAGAGCCAGAAGGACCAACUGAAGUCAAAGAAGCUGAACAAGACAAAUGAGUUUCAGGACAGCUCAGAGAGUGAGCCAGAGCUUUUUAUCAGUGGAGAUGAACUGAUGAACCAGAGCCAGGGCAGCAAAAAGGGGUGGAAAACCAAAAGGAAUAUGAGGACAGCCAGUGAGCUGGAUGAAUUCAAGUGCCGGAAGGCCAAUGAGAAGGAGGAUGGAAGGCUGGGCAGCCAGGGUUUUGUGUACGUAAUGGCCAACAAGCAGCCCUUGUGGAACGAGGCCACCCAAGUAUACCAACUGGACUUUGGAGGGCGGGUGACCCAGGAGUCUGCAAAAAACUUCCAGAUUGAGCUGGAAGGACGACAGGUAAUGCAGUUUGGAAGGAUUGAUGGCAACGCUUACAUUUUGGACUUUCAGUAUCCGUUUUCUGCAGUGCAGGCCUUUGCAGUUGCUUUGGCAAAUGUGACUCAGCGCCUCAAAUGAAAUGAGCAGAGACUGGAGAGAGGAAAAUGUAAUGAAACCUUUUCAUAUGGCCAAAACCAGAAGACGUCAGGGUGGCCUGUGUUAGGUGCACGGCGGUGCCUGGAAAUAAAGAAGGCAGUGAAACUGGAAGAGUCUCUUGGUGCCCCCCAAAAAGGGCAUUAACUUUAAUCAAUAUUGGGGUGAUGGGUGGGGGCUGUUUUGUUUGGUUGUUUUGUUUUUUUCUUAAACAUCAUGCUGGGGUUUCAGAAAGAGCAAAGGGUUGAGAGCCGUUCAGUGUUAUAUCCGGAAAUGUGGCUUUUGGCUUGUUGUGGUGGUUCUGCCGUGUUUGCUGCAAUAGCUGACGUAAGCUCAUAGGGGGAUUGAAAAAGACUGCUCUUUUUGAUAGACUGCCUUAUACCAUGCUGUUCUUUUUAAAACAGGGAACAUAACUUUUUUCCUGGUCCAGUUUGUACUACUAUUACAUCAAUGAUAGCAGCAAAAAAAAAAGAAAAAAGAAAAGAAGCUAUAAUACUUGAAGACACGUGUUUCUUCUCUGAUCUCUGAUAAUAGCUGAGCACCACAGGUACCAAGGAGGUUUAUGUAGGUCAAUGUUUAAUUUAUUAAUAACAAUGUAUUAUUCAGAAGAGAAACUAAUCUGUUCCCAUUGGGUGGUUUCAAAACCCACUGCAUCAAAAAAGUUGAUGUCUGCUUGUUUUGUGUGCUGUUACUUGGGAUAAACGUGCGUGAUUAGGUGAUGGAAAAUAGGGAAGGAUUGAAUUAUGAGGUGUGCAUCUGUAUUUGUAUUGAACAACAGUAUUCUUCACCUUGGACUAUAGUUGGGUGAGGUACACAGUGUGGCCUGAGGGGAUCUCCUGCAGACUGGGGCUUCACCUGAACCUCACGUAAAUAUGUUUACACUCUAAGAACAAAAUCUUUAACAUAAAUCAAAUGUGCCCAGUGAGUAAAAUUCUUUUAAAUCUGUGUUUAGAUUUCCACAGUUUCACAGCAUUAUAGCAAUGUUUGAAUUGGGAAGGAGACACACAUAUAUGGCAGGUUAGGGGACUGCUCAUCACAGCUGGUUGGAAGAGGGAAGAAAAGAAGAAAGCGUUGAAGAUGACCAUCCCUCCUGGUGCCCUGCUAUUUAAGUAUUUGCAUUAUCAGCUGUAGUCUGUGAGCACUUAACACUCUGAGGCAAAAUGGGAUGCCAAAGUAUGUAUAGAAUAGAUGGGAAUAAGGGAUUUUUUUUUUAUUCAGCUGUAUACAGUCACAUGACUAUUCCUAACUGCAGAUCUCUCUACUAUAAGUCAAAACCCAUGGUACUGCAAGGGAGUUGCUUUACUAGAGAGAGAUUCUGUUUCAUGAAUUUAAUGCUCUUUCUCUACCUUGUUCUCUCUCUCUCCGCUGUUUUGUCCUUUAAUAUGUCUUGAUUUGGAAGUGCUUCCCUGGUAAUACCUGAAAGCCCUAAUCAUUCAUUAAAUAAAUUUCACAUUAAAAUCACAAAAUGUGACAUUACCUGUUACCAGGAAACCCUUUGUGUUUUUCAAACAAAGCUCAGUCAUACAUCGGGACAAAAAUUAAUACAGUGCCAUUUUUUAAAAUAUCUAUAAAGGUCAGAUAGACUUUAUGAGGCUUGGUUCAUUGUAGGGAACGCAUCAUGUAACACAGGGGAACCUGGUGUGGAAAGGGUCCUGCUCCAGGGGGGCUUUGAAACCAGCACAAUCCCUGCAAGAUCCCUGCAUAGGGUAAGGCUGGUUUUGAUAAAAGUACCCAAGGAUUAAGAUCUUUACCUAGGCAUCUCCAGCAGCUUGAUCCAGAAAGCCCCACCAGCAAGAGGCCACCUCUCUUUUCUCAUGGGAAGGAUGAUUGCUUCACCUGGGGGCUCAACAGCCCCUGCUUUUAUGUGGGGAGUAGAUCAAGUCCAGUAUUUCCCUUGGCAUUGAACAGAGUAGGGUGUUCUACUUACUUUUACAAAUUAGGUUUUAUUGAAAUUCCAUCAAUGAUCUGCAUCUAGUUGCAUUACAAAGGAGUCUCCUUCAUCUCUGAAUUUACUGAUGGCAUAUUGGAGUGACAGCUUCAAGGAUGAGUAGGAAUGGGAGAGGUCAUGGAGGGAAACAAGGGGCUUGGUCCUGCUCACUCUGAAAUCAGUGGGACUUUUGUCAUUGACUUGGAAGCAGGGAUUGGGGCCAAUGUCUGUAUAGAGUUAGGUGCUGUGAAAACAAUAGGCCCAAUCCUCACUCACAUGACUUCAGUGGCACUGCUUGUAGGAGAAGAGUGAUGGGUUUGACCCACUUGCCCUUCUAAACAGCAUUCCUCAUAGCACCAGCUAAUCCCAUCAGCAAAACACAGACAGUGCUGGAGUGCAGAGAAGCAUGCACUGAACACCUUGAGGCCAAAAGCAUAUUACUUCCUUCCUAGAGGAGGAGAGUUAAGGGAAUAUUCAUCCUAAAGGGACAUUGUCAACCAGUUUUUGGCCAAGAAUUUAUAUUUCAUAAAGCAAUGUGUUUGUGUUCAUGAUCAUGUCUCCAUGUGUAGGAGUGCUUGCUUAACAAGGCCAGUCUCAACAGAAGUAUUUUAAUAGCACUGCUUUCUUUAUCUUUCCAGGCAAGUUUGACAAUUUGAUUAUGUACAUUCAUUUGAUCAAUUUAAUUAUGAUCCAGAUUAACAGCAGCAUCACACUUAUGUAGGCAAACCAGAAAAUGAAGUCAAUUAAACCAAAAGAAAAAGCUGCCAGUCUAGUCUCAUUUUGCCAAACUGUGAUUGUUUGGUUCUGGUAGCACUUACACUAUGGCAGGUGCUUUUCAUACAGAGGAGGAAGUCCAAUCCCUGCUCCCCCCAAAAAGCACAAGAGAUAAACAAUAUUAAUGGUAAGAAGUUAUCUACAAAAUUAUUUCUGUGAUAAACUUACGUAGUAAAGAGUUGUCUUUGUAAAAAGAGGUUGACAGUAUCCCUUUAAACCAUGAGCUCCAGGGCAUAAAAACUCCCUAGUUGUAGGGACACACUUCUGCCCUUGUUCAACAUACAUUUUGUUCUGAAGUCAGUGGGUGAUGUAUGCAUAUAGCUGAGAGUACAAAUUUUGAAGACAGUGGGUCAUAAUGAUAGUUCUCUAUUGUUUUCUCUUUGCUCAUUGAGAUACAAUUUAAGAAACAAUUUUAAAAGCCCCUCCAAGUAGUAUUUUCACUAUUUCAUUCUGAUGACUUUAAUCCUGAAGAUUGCUGUUGCAUUCAGCCAAAACAAUACUUUCACAUUUUAUAUUUAAGUGUUUUUUUCUGUAGAUAACUGUAAGUUCUUCUAGGAAGAAUGUAGCAGAGUGUUCUGAAUUAUCGAAUUCUUUUAUACAUACAGUAGUUUCUAGUAGUUCAAUAUGGUUUUCAAAGCUUUUUUUUUUUAGUUGUGCAAUAAUUGUUACAGCCUGGGGAGUUUGUUGUGGGGCAGGGGUUUUUUUUGAUUGGUUCAUUGGUUUAAUUUAAUUUUUUUUAGGGGGGGGGUUGAUUUAUUUUUUAAAGAUAAUUUAAUGCAGAUUUCCUGUUAAUGUCCAAGAGAGAAAUUAUUUAUCUUGCUUAAUGUAAUAAGUGAUUUAGGGAUAAUUUUAUUACUAUGUACCAGUGAGUUAAACACACUUUCUUAUUUAUAUGAAAAAAGCAUCUUUGUAAUUAAUUGUUUGCUAGCAGUAUGUUUUGCUGCAAGAAAUUGUUUAAGAAUGUG